AUGAACACACUCAGUACAGCCAAGAGCGUCCUGAAGGCACCCACAGCCUCAGCCAGUCCCACACAGCUCCGAACCUCAGCCAGCCACCACACAGUCCCCAACCUCAGCCAGCUACCACAGCCCCCAACCUCAGUCAGACCCAAAACAGCCCCGAAUCUCACCCAACCCCCACACAGCCCCCAAUUUCAGCCAGCUACCACAGCCCCCAACCUCAGCCAGCCACCACACAUCCCCGAACCUCAGCCAGCUACCACACAGCCCCCAACCUCAGCCAGCCACCACAUAGCCCCCAACCUCAGCCAGCCACUACACAGUCCCCAACCUCAGCCAGAUCCACACAGCCCCCAAUCUCAGCCAGACCCACACCCCCAAAUCUCACCCAACCCCCGCACAGCCCCCAAUCUCAGCCAACUCUCACACAGCCCCCAACCUCAGCCAGACCCACAAAAUCCCCAACCUCAGCCAGAUCCACACAGCCCCCAACCUCAGCCAACUCCCACACAGCCCCCAACCCCAACCAACUCCCACACAGCUCCCAACCUCAGCCAGAUCCACACAGCCCCUAACCUCAGCCAGAUCCACACAGCCCCCAACCUCAGCCAACUCCAACACAGCCCCCAACCCCAACCAGAUUCCCACACAGCCCCAACCUCAGCCAGAUCCACACAGCCCCAAACCUCAGCCAACUCCAACAUAGCCUCCAACAUCAGCCAGAUCCACACAAGCCCCAACCUCAGCCAGAUCCACACAGGCCCCAACCUCAGCCAACUCCCACACAUUCCCCAGCCUCAGCCAAACAACACAGCCCCAACCUCAGCCAGCCACCACAGCCCCCAGCCUCAGCUAACCAACACAACCCCAAGCUCACCCAGCCACCACACAGCCCCCGACUUCAGCCAGCGUCACAGCCCCUUGGCCAGCCCUCAACACAGCCAUGUAGCAGGAGUCGCCCAAGUCCUCCGCAGGUCGUGGCUGGAGAACGAGUCACAGGGAGCUGUGGAGACACUUGAGGGUCAAUGCAUGGCUAGGGGGUGGCGCUCCCCAGCCAGGACCUGCAGGGGCUCGGCAAACCUCAGGGAGUGA
This is a messenger RNA of Scylla paramamosain (green mud crab), 1083 nucleotides long. RefSeq lists its product as uncharacterized. The record is from RefSeq and is a predicted model, not a curated record. Lineage: Eukaryota; Metazoa; Arthropoda; Malacostraca; Decapoda; Portunidae. The coding region runs from base 1 to 1083 and encodes 360 amino acids. The transcript has 3 exons.